This is a messenger RNA of Vespula pensylvanica (western yellowjacket), 564 nucleotides long. It is a transcript of the gene Urm1, whose product is annotated as ubiquitin-related modifier 1. Gene Ontology annotation, biological process: tRNA thio-modification; protein urmylation. The transcript is spliced from 5 exons. Gene Ontology annotation, cellular component: cytoplasm; nucleus. Gene Ontology annotation, molecular function: protein tag activity. The record is from RefSeq and is a predicted model, not a curated record. NCBI's taxonomy places the organism in Eukaryota, Metazoa, Arthropoda, Insecta, Hymenoptera, Vespidae. The coding region runs from base 119 to 427 and encodes 102 amino acids.
UCAGAUUAGAAUGCCGCAUGCGUGCGCGCUUGUGUGUUUACGGAAGCGUGUUACUGGAAAGUGUGCGUCGAAAAAUUGAGAAAAGAGAGAAAAGAAAGGGAAGAGAAAAUUGAAAAAAAUGCCUUCCGAAGACAAAUCUCUUCCAAUAACAAUUGAGUUUGGAGGUGGUGCCGAGUCAUUGUUUGAUAAAAAGAAAAAACACGAGGUUAACUUACCUGCUGGCGAAUGGAAAUUGAAACGUUUAUUAUAUUGGAUAAAAGAUAACCUAUUGAAAGAACGACUGGAACUCUUUAUGCAAGAAGAUACCGUACGACCAGGUAUUCUCGUUCUCGUAAACGACACUGAUUGGGAAUUAUUGGGCCAAGGAGAUUACGUCCUACAACCGAGAGACACCGUGCUCUUCAUAUCGACGUUACACGGUGGUUAAGACAACGGAUGGACCGUCGAUGUCGAUGGAAAGACGUAUGAUAUUCGAGGAUGGCUAUUCACGAAUCCACAGAACUAUACUGGAGAGAGUUUCUUCUUCUUAUUAUUAUUCUUCGAUAAUAAAGUUAUUUCUAUAAA